Molecule: messenger RNA, 2891 nt
Organism: Grammomys surdaster
Lineage: Eukaryota; Metazoa; Chordata; Mammalia; Rodentia; Muridae
Product: olfactory receptor 51E1
Exons: 2
Coding region: 122-1075 (317 amino acids)
Biological process (GO): G protein-coupled receptor signaling pathway
Cellular component (GO): membrane
Molecular function (GO): olfactory receptor activity; G protein-coupled receptor activity
Source: RefSeq, a predicted model, not a curated record
GGCAUUUUGCAGCCUGCCAGACCUCCCUUAGGAAGAGUGCUGAGAGAAAAGGCAUAGAGACUCUUUCAGGACAGCUGAGCCUCAAUCUCCCUGCUACUGGUUAUAUCCUGAUUCCUUCAGUAUGGUGGGUAUCAAUAGCAAUGAAUCCAGUGCCACGUAUUUCAUCUUAAUAGGUCUCCCAGGAUUAGAAGAGGUUCAGUUUUGGUUGGCUUUCCCAUUGUGUUCCCUCUACCUUAUUGCUGUGCUAGGUAACUUGACAAUCAUCUACAUUGUGAGGACAGAGCACAGCCUACAUGAGCCCAUGUACAUCUUUCUUUGCAUGCUUUCUGGCCUAGACAUCCUCAUCUCUACCUCAUCCAUGCCAAAAAUGAUGGCCAUUUUCUGGUUCAAUUCCACUACCAUCCAGUUUGAUGCUUGUCUGGUACAGAUGUUUGCCAUCCAUUCCUUAUCUGGCAUGGAAUCCACAGUGCUGCUGGCCAUGGCCUUUGAUCGAUAUGUGGCCAUUUGCCAUCCUCUACGGCAUGCCACUGUGCUUACAUUGCCUCGUGUUGCCAAGAUUGGCAUGGCUGCUGUGGUUCGGGGUGCAGCACUGAUGGCACCCUUACCUGUCUUCAUCAAAAGGUUGCCUUUCUGUCAUUCCAACAUCCUUUCUCAUUCCUACUGCCUACACCAAGACGUCAUGAAGCUGGCCUGUGCUGACAUCCGUGUCAAUGUCAUCUAUGGACUCAUUGUCAUCAUCUCUGCCAUUGGUUUGGACUCACUUCUCAUCUCUUUCUCAUAUUUGCUCAUCCUCAAGACUGUAUUGGGCUUGACACGCGAAGCCCAGGCAAAAGCAUUUGGUACUUGUGUCUCUCACGUUUGCGCUGUUUUCAUCUUCUAUGUCCCUUUCAUUGGAUUGUCAAUGGUGCACCGUUUCAGCAAGAGGCGUGACUCUCUCCUACCUGUCAUUAUGGCCAACAUCUAUCUGCUGGUUCCUCCUGUGCUCAACCCCAUCGUCUAUGGAGUAAAGACAAAGGAGAUUCGGCAGCGCAUCCUUCGUCUUUUUCUCAUGACCACACACUCUUCAGAUCACUAGGAAUCCAUGAUAAAACCUUCAUUGAUCCAAAGUUCUGUAAUUCAUACUUUAGUAUGAUAUCUUAGAAGACUGUAUUAAGAAAAUAAAUCUUUCUUAAUCAAAACUGAGCUCAGAUUUUUCAAAGAUGAAACUAGUUGUGGAAAUUCUACAAGGAAUAGAAGAACACCUGUAACCUCAAUUUUCUAAUAUCACAUUCCUUUUUGUGUUUUCUCUAGAUGAUUAUUAAGAUCAACACUUGUGUUUUGAAAAUUAUUAGUCCCAAUUUUAUCACCAUUUUCAAACUUCAUUUCACUUAUGAUGGUUCACAACAUUUGGAGAUGGACACCAAAAUUUUCAUCGAAGGCAUGACAAAAGAAAAAUAAACAUAAGACUAUAAUAAAAUUAUAUAAUCUCAUUUAAACCCCAUUUCCUCAUCAGAAUCCAUAAUAACUUUGAAUUUCUAAGAAGUUAGAACUGAAUUCCUUAUUCAAAACAAUCUCCAAAGAAAUAUUGUUUUUCUUUUGGGUCCCAGGCCAAAGCAAAUACACUUGCCUACAUUGUGAGAUGACACACAUUGUUAUGACGGUUGUCACAGCCAUGAAGACACUUUUACUUAUUUAAGUUUAUCAACUUUUUAUUUGUACCUCAAUUGCACCAAUGGGGAAAUUGAUAUUUCAUGGGAAUCAAUGAAUUAUAUAGGACCACAGAAGCUUAAAAAUAGAUGAAAAAAAUAGAAGAGUUUUCAUGUCUAAUUCUAUGUAUGUAGAAUUGUUAGACUGACAGAAUACUGAGUUGGGAAUUUUCAGAGUCUCACACUGUCUUUGGAGGAGCCAUUUGGUCCUUUAUUUCCACUUACUUAUGCUGUUUUGAGUGAUUUUCUAUCAGUAGAAUUCAUGGCUUUAAUCAUUCCAAUAAACAUUGCUCACUUCCUAGCCUAAUCAUUACACACGCAAUAGAAACUGGAGUGUUCCCAAGUGGGUUUAUUUGAGAAACAAUGCAGUCAGCUGCAUAUUCCAUGGGUAUCUGAAGAAUGACUUGGGAGACACAGUUGAGACUAUUCAGGAGCUUGUUGUAUAAAGAGAGGGCUGGUCACCAUGGAGUAGAGAGCCAAAAGGAAGAGAUGAAACUGAAUAGGCUGAAUGAGACUGACCAGGAAGUAGGGCUAGGGAAAAGAUGGGUCCAAACAAAAUGAAGAGCACAUAUACAAGCUAGCACUGCAGAUACCCAGGGCCUUAAGCUGUACUGCAAUGAGGGAAAUAAGGACUGUAUUCCUGCCAGAUGUACUUACCAUGGAUAUAGCUAAGAGUCCUAUCUAGGAAUCCUACCUAGGAAUCCUUAUCUAGCUACAGCAUUUACAGGAGUGGGCAGGGCACUGUAGGAGCAGAAUAGGAGUAGAUUGAUCAAGGAUUGAGAUUAUCACCCACAGUAAAGUCAUAUUCAAAUUCAAGGUAUGACUGGUGAGUAUGAGAGGCAGGCAGCAAAGAGGGUUGAAUUUCUUGGACAUGGUUAGCACAGAGACCCACUUGCACACCCAACUUUUUUGACUAUACUCCAGAAUAUAAGAACUAUGUGCAUGAUAAAAUUGACUAGGCCAAGGUGAGGGGUGGUCAAAGGAAAUAAUAUGAAAUGUACUCAAAGCAAGAUUUGGUCACUUUGAACUGAGGGGAAGAGGGAGAAUAGUCAGUCAUUGCCCAGGAUUGUUCUGACAUUGCAGUUGAGAAAAAGACAUGAUCUUACUAUUUGCAAAUUGACAUGUGAUCACUGUAAACAAAAAUCACAGAUAUUUUGAAAAUAUAAAAGAAAUUAAAGCAUAAUAAAAAUAUUUAAUCUGUUAAUC